Alligator mississippiensis (American alligator) is the source of this 696-nucleotide messenger RNA. Its product is annotated as phospholipase A2 homolog otoconin-22. The coding region runs from base 29 to 475 and encodes 148 amino acids. Gene Ontology annotation, molecular function: phospholipid binding; calcium ion binding. Gene Ontology annotation, biological process: phospholipid metabolic process; arachidonate secretion; lipid catabolic process. The record is from RefSeq and is a predicted model, not a curated record. Lineage: Eukaryota; Metazoa; Chordata; Crocodylia; Alligatoridae. The transcript is spliced from 4 exons.
UCAAGGUGUCCCAGAGCUGUUACACACAAUGACAAGGAUGGGCCACUGUCUCAUCUUCGUGCUGACUUUUGCUUGCGGUGUCACGCUCGUGAGCAGCAUCGCCACCCAGUUUGACGAGCUGAUUCGGCUGACCACCUUCACUCACAAUCUGGCCAACUUCAGCAACUACGGAUGCCACUGUGGGCCAGGGACACAAGGGGUGCCCGUGGACCCAAUCGACAAGUGCUGCCAUGGCCAUGACUGCUGCUAUAACAAGGCCCAGAUGUUUGGCUGCACUCCAGACACUCACCGCUACCGGUUCUAUGCAAACGGGGACAAGAUCAAAUGCGUGAAAUCACGGGAUCAGUGCGAGAAGAUGGUAUGUGAAUGUGACCAGAAGGCGGCCAGCUGCUUCCGCAAGCAUCUCUUCUCCUACAACCCGAUGUUUCAGAACCACCCCACUAUGAGGUGCAGGGGACCCCGACCUUUCUGCUAGGGACGUGCCCCCUCCGAACAGCAAAGGGAUGAUCAGAAAAGGGGCCUCCCUGUGUAUCUCAGUGCUCUGUGUCUCCCUGGUGCUCCUGCAGCUCCUUAUAAUCCAUGAAAACUGUAAGCAGGUGUCUGGUUAGUGAGACACUCAUAGGAAAUGCAGAGCUUAACCUUUCCAUUAGGAGAAACCACAUGUCAGGCCUGCCUAAUAAACUGCUCUGUUACUAA